UAGACUAGUUUCCCUCACUUCCAAUCCAAGCUCCCUCCCACUUUAACCCAACAACACAUUAAAGCUUUCAUCUUUCAACUCAAAGCUUCUGUCUUUAUCUCCAAUCUCUGUUCUCUAUGUCUCUUUGAAUGACGCAUUUUCAUGGCUUCGUGUUCAUCCAUUUUGGGUUCUGAAAUCUCUGCAAACGCAACACACCCAUGUCCAAUCUAUACGUCUUCGUCUUCCUCCUCUUCACUUUCUUCAUCGCAAUCCCAUUCUUUGUUUUCGUCAAACUGAGGAAAACAGAGCUCGAGCAGCAGACCCAGAACGACGUUUUUGAACUAGAGUCCGAGGCUUUGAUUGGGACUACCCACAAUGAAAAUGACCCGACCCGUUUGGACCCAAAAGGAUCGGGCUCCGAGGACGAGGAGAGGGAGGUGUCCGGCGGCGUUGAGAAAGUGAAGAAGAAGAGGAGGGCUAAGAAGAAGAGUAGUUCAUUACAUUUGGAAAAAGAGGAAAUGAGUGAGAAGGGGAGUUCGGGUCAGGUUUCGGGUUCUCGGGUCAAGGCUGAUGUGGUGUGUUUCUACCCGUUUACAUCAUCCACUAGUGCUACACAGAGGAAGAUCAAGAAGCAAUAUGAUGAGCUUAUGAAGUGUAAUGUAUCCAAGAAAUUGACACUCUCUCAGGUUGGACAGUUUGCUACGUGCUUAGUUGAGGCCAGAAAUGAGCUGCAGCUCAAGGCUGAUGCCAUUCAGCGUAAAUUCACAAUUAGAAAGGCACUACUGUACAAGGCAGAUAGAUCUUCUUUUGACCGCCUUCGUAAACAGAUAUGCAAGCUAGAAUUAGAACAGAAGAGACUGGAAGAGGAUGCAUCUGUAUACAAUUGGCUCCAACAACAGCUUAAGCUUUCACCAGCAUACAUGAAGAUGCUUGAAAUUAGUGCUGACACGGAGUUGAAGACCAAAUCCAGUGAGCAGAUGGAUAGUAAAGACGUAGAUUUUACUGAAAUUUCUUUUGAAGAUUUCCUGGCACAAGAAAAGAAGGAUUCAUUCUGGCAGAAAAGCAUGAAAUCAAGAUCAUGCUCAAGCUGAUGAGGGUGAUUCUAACUUUGCUUUGGUUCUUUUGGUUGACACGAAAUAUAUAUUUUCACAAAGCCAUGCAUUUGCUGUUUCUCCUUUUUCUGUUUCCUUAUCUAGAAGAUAGAUAGCAUGGAUUUCACCUAACUUGAAUGUAUAUACAAGGGUAUUGACAAAUUUUACACUUAUAA
Argentina anserina (silverweed cinquefoil) is the source of this 1246-nucleotide messenger RNA. RefSeq lists its product as uncharacterized. Bases 198 to 1070 code for a protein of 290 amino acids. NCBI's taxonomy places the organism in Eukaryota, Viridiplantae, Streptophyta, Magnoliopsida, Rosales, Rosaceae. The record is from RefSeq and is a predicted model, not a curated record. The transcript is spliced from 6 exons.